AUGACGCUUACUUUGAAUUGGAUUAUUCUAGUAUGUUUAUACACUACGCUGGUCAGUCAGUUUCAGAGUAUUGGUACACAAGGUUUGGAGUUAAGUGGCAACAGAUUCAGUAGACAACUGCAUCGACGAUCACUGUAUGAACUGGAUGCUUAUCGAAUAGAAUUUAAACCAGAGUUGAAGGCAAAUCAUGGUCAAAAUUUUACACAUAUUAUGUGUCGUGUAAAUCGACCAAAACCGAAUGCUGAAGUUUACCUGACAUGUCCUGCUUUAGGUGACAAUAAAUUACUCGGCAAUUGUUAUCAAGGAUGUCAACCAACCAAUCCAUGCUUACAUUCAUCACAAAGAAAUUUCGGGUGUGUACCACACGAUCAAACAGUAUUUUGUCAAAAAAUAGAAUAUCCCAAUGGGACUAUUGUAAUAAAUUUGAAAGUGGAUCGAAGUGACAAACGGCUUACGGGUUUAUGGUCUUGUACACAUGCUGGCUUAGAAAGUACAAAAUUUGAGAUAGAUUUGAAAAGUUAUUCAAAUGGGAAUCAAGUAGUACCAGAAUCGAAGCCAUUGGCUAUUAAAAAUGAAUACAAUUCAGAUCCAGAUGUUUUGAAAAGUGUUCAUUCGGAACAGGCUGCUCUACUCAAGGAUAGGCCAUUGGCUCAAAUUAGAAAACCAGAAAUACUGUUCACCAUAUUGGCAGUUCUCGCUUUAUCCAUCCUUAUCAAUCUUGCAUUCUGUAUACGAUGUUUACUUUUACGCUCAUAUAUUGAUGCUUCCAAUGAAGGAUCAAGCAAGACGAACUGCCUAGCUGCUUGUCUAUGCUUACCAGAGGAAAUGAGAAAAGGUUCUAUGAUAAUGACCACACCGAUUCUACCUCGUACCAAUAUGACACCACAAAUGAAUCAUCAUGUCCGAAUGAAUGGUUCAGAUCCUGCAGGAUUCAAUUCCUCCUACAGUUUAUCUGCUCUACAAAAAGUACCAUUACUUUAUAAUAAUGGUUCAUCGUAUAAGGAGAAUCUGUGUCCAGGCUAUAUACCUACAAAUUCUCUGCCAGGUACCUUUAGAAAACAUGGUAUGCCAAAUCUUAGAAAUGUGAAUACACCACAACCACACAGUGGUGGACUUAUCCACCAUCCACAACCUAUCGAUCCAGAAAAUCACAACCUGACUGCCUUCACUACAAUGAUUGAUGAAGAUAAUAAUAAUAAUAAAUUUGUUAAUUUAACACCAACAUAUAUUCGUGCACCAUCGUUGAAUACACCGUCACCGAAUCUUAGUCGUAGGGUAGCAGUAAAUAACUAUGGUUAUUCUCCACAAACUGCUGUACGUUAUAUUGGACAAGGUGAUAUACAUUCUUACCACCCCCAGUAUAUCAUUCGAGUUCAACAUCCACAUGUUGUAUACGAUGAUGUAGCUGCAGGAUCACUAGGUCAUAGUCCAAAUGGCAGUAUGCUGGAUGCUCCAGGUAUGCAUGGUCAUCUGACGCAUAUUCAAAGCAUCAAACAAAACAAUAUGUCACAGCCAAUAAAUUCUAGUUUCUCAAAUCUUGUAAACCUACCUACAGAUCCAAAUGCUCAAAAUCAUUAUAUUUCUCUUCAGCCAUCGGGGAAUAAUAAUAACAAUAGCAAUAAACCAGGUGACAAUAAAGCCACAGGAUCCAUAACCUGUCCGUCCACUUCCAGUUACAUAUACACGUAUUCAGGUCAAAUACAAUCAGAUACAUCAGUGAAUCCAAGUAUGCUGGCAUCAUUUGCAACAGUGAAGCUUUCAAGUUCACAACACACCGCUCCAACAACACACAGUACAAAUAGUGAAGAAGGCAUGAAAGCAAUAGAAGAGAAUUCGACGGAGAUUUUAUCCAGAGACAAUAAUAAGUCGACGACAAUGACGAAGACAGAGAAUGACAACGCUUCACUUGUAUCUAACAGUAAGGCAUCAGUCUCUAAUACCAAUGUGUUGUACAAUACAAAUUCACAUAAUAAUAAGUCUGAAGGUUAA
This is a messenger RNA of Trichobilharzia regenti, 1989 nucleotides long. NCBI's taxonomy places the organism in Eukaryota, Metazoa, Platyhelminthes, Trematoda, Strigeidida, Schistosomatidae. The record is from the annotation of a GenBank genome assembly.